AGAAGAAGAAGAAGAAGAAGAAGGAGAAGGAGAAGAAGAAGAAGAAGGAGAAGAAGGAGAAGAAGAAGAAGAAGUUGUUGUAGUAGUAGUUGGCGCUUCGUUUCAGCUCGUUAUUGUUUCUGUUGCAGCUUUUACUUUAGGCUAGUAUGGCGUACCAGUUGUACAGAAACACGACGUUAGGAAAUAGCCUGCAGGAGAGCCUGGACGAGCUCAUUCAAACGCAGCAGAUCACGCCUCAGUUGGCUCUGCAGGUUCUUCUUCAGUUUGACAAGGCCAUCAACACGGCGCUGGCCAACCGUGUUCGCAACCGGGUCAACUUCAAGGGUUCGCUGAACACGUAUCGCUUUUGCGAUAAUGUAUGGACGUUUGUGUUGAACGACGUGGAGUUCAGAGAGGUCACUGACCUUGUCAAGGUAGACAAGGUCAAGAUUGUGGCAUGUGACGGAAAGAAUUCUGGCUCCAAUGCUGCUGAGUGACCACCCAAAGUGACACUCGGGUGUACAUACGCGUAGGAUUCGUGCGGACGUGUUUGUGUCUGUACGCGUCCAUUUUUCUGACUAUUAUUCAACCCAAAUUCACAUUUCUUUCUAAUGGCUGAAGACUGGUGCUCUGUGAUCCUGCAUAUUUUGGUAUCGAUCUGAUACAGAGUAAAUACAAGCCCCUGGUUGCCGAUAAAUUUCAAUAAUAAAAGUCAAUGUAUCAAACUGCCAAA
Messenger RNA from Syngnathoides biaculeatus (alligator pipefish), 712 nucleotides. RefSeq names its product general transcription factor IIA, 2 (gene gtf2a2). Lineage: Eukaryota; Metazoa; Chordata; Actinopteri; Syngnathiformes; Syngnathidae. The record is from RefSeq and is a predicted model, not a curated record. Gene Ontology annotation, biological process: RNA polymerase II preinitiation complex assembly; transcription initiation at RNA polymerase II promoter. The transcript has 4 exons. Gene Ontology annotation, molecular function: RNA polymerase II general transcription initiation factor activity; TBP-class protein binding. Gene Ontology annotation, cellular component: transcription factor TFIIA complex. The coding region runs from base 147 to 476 and encodes 109 amino acids.